CCAAAAAAAAAGCAAGAAUCAACAGGAUGCCUUGAGACACACGCAGCAUCUGGUGGAGGAUUAACAUACAUACAUGUGUAUGUAUGCGUCACGUAUAUAUUUACUGCAAAUGGUGGGGAUCGUUUAGUGCCCGAGAUGGGAGACCUGAAGUCAGGUUUUGAAGAGGUGGAUGGCGUGAGGCUCGGCUACCUCAUCAUUAAAGGAAAGCAAAUGUUUGCCCUCUCCCAAGUCUUCACGGAUCUGCUGAAAAACAUCCCGAGGACGACCGUGCACAAGCGCAUGGAUCAUCUGAAAGUGAAAAAGCACCACUGCGAUCUGGAGGAGUUGCGGAAACUCAAGGCAAUCAACAGCAUCGCCUUCCACGCCGCCAAAUGCACUCUCAUCUCCCGGGAAGACGUGGAAGCGCUCUACACCUCCUGCAAAACCGAGCGCGUCCUCAAGACCAAGCGCAGGAGGGUCGGCCGGGCCCUGGCCACAAAGGCGCCGCCGCCAGAGCGCGCCGCCGCGGCCGCCGCCGCCGCCAGCCCCCGCCCGGGUUUUUGGAAGGACAAGCACCAACUUUGGCGGGGCCUGAGCGGAGCCGCGCGGCCCCUGCCAAUCAGCGCGCAGUCCCCGCGCCCGGGCGCCGCCGUCGUGCGCCCAGCCGCCCAUCUACCUCAGAUUUUUAGCAAAUACCCGGGCUCGCACUACCCGGAAAUCGUGCGCUCGCCUUGCAAACCCCCUCUAAACUAUGAAACUGCCCCGCUCCAGGGAAACUACGUCGCUUUCCACUCGGACCCUGCUUAUUUUCGGAGCCUGCUGUGCAGCAAGCACCCGGCUGCCGCCGCCGCCGCCGCCGCCGCCGCCGCCGCCGCGGCCGCCGCGGCCGCCGCCGCCGCCUACUACCAGGCGUCGGCGGCCGGGCCCCAACCCAAGGCGGCGGCGAGCGCCGGAGGCCCCGUGAGCCUGACCUACCGGUGCAAGCGCAAGCGCGGGGGCGCCAAGGACUGCCUGCUGGAACCCCACGCCGGCGCCCGCCGCCUGCUUCUGCUGCCCAGGUCCUACAAAGCCAAGGCGGCGGCCGCGGCGGCGGCGGCGGCGGCGGCGGCCGCCGGGGCCACUUGCCUGGAGAGGUUUCAUCUGGUUAACAGCUUCUGCCCGCCUCCCCACCACCACCAUCACCACCACCACCAUCACCACCACCACCAUCACCACCACCACCACAGGGCCCAGCAGCCGCAGCCGAAUCACCACCCCCCUCAUCACCACCGGCCGCAGCCCCAUCUGGGCAGCUUUCCCGAGAGUUGCAGCAGCGACUCCGAGUCCAGCUCCUACUCGGACCAUGCAGCCAACGACUCAGAUUUUGGCUCCAGUUUGUCUAGCUCCAGCAACUCUGUGUCCUCGGAGGAAGAGGAGGAGGAGGGAGAGGAGGAGGAGGAGGAGGAAGAGGAGGAGGACGAGGAGGAGGGGGGCAGUGGGGCCUCGGAUUCCAGUGAAGUCAGCUCGGAGGAGGAGGACUCGUCCACGGAGUCGGACUCCAGCUCCGGCUCCAGCCAAGUGUCAGUGCAGAGCAUCCGUUUCAGGCGCACCAGCUUCUGCAAGCCUCCCAGCGUGCAGGCGCAGGCCAACUUCUUGUACCAUCUGGCCUCCGCCGCCGCUGCAACCAAACCCGCUGCUUUCGAGGAUGCCGGCAGACUUCCCGACCUCAAGAGUAGUGUCAAAGCGGAGUCGCCCGAGGAGUGGAAUCUGCAGAGCUGGGCCCCCAAAGCGUCUCCGGUGUACUGCCCGGCCAGCCUGGGGAGUUGUUUCGCAGAGAUAAGGAACGAUAGGGUAUCUGAGAUUACAUUCCCACACUCUGAAAUUUCCAGUACUGUAAAGAGAACUGAGCUGACAAUUAACUGCCUGGCGGAGGGGGCCUCUUCACCUAGCCCAAAGACAAACAAUGCAUUUCCACAACAAAGAAUACUCCGAGAGGCUAGGAAAUGCCUACAAGCAACUCCUACUACAUACUGUGCAGAUAACAACACAAUUGCUGCUAGGUUCUUAAGUAAUGAUUCUUCAGGAGUGGCAGCAAAUUCAGAAAAAGAUUCCAAAAUCCCUCAUUGCACUGAAUUUGCUACGGAUUUGCCCUCUUCGCCAACUGAUCCCGAGGUGGAUGCAGCAGCAGCAGCAACUAAAGCCGAGAAUCCCUGCACUGACACAGGCGACAAGACAUUGCCAUUUCUGCACAAUAUUAAAAUCAAAGUAGAAGACAGUAGUGCUAAUGAAGAAUAUGAACCUGACCUUAUUACAAAUAAGCUAAAGUGCGAGUGCAAUGAUACAAAGGGUGAGUUUUACAGUGUGACUGAAAGUAAAGAGGAGGACGCCUUGUUAACCACAGCCAAGGAAGGUUUUGCAUGCCCUGAAAAAGAAACUCCUUCCUUAAAUCCACUGGCUCAGAGUCAGGGCCUUUCAUGCACUUUAGGUUCUCCAAAACCUGAGGAUGGGGAAUAUAAAUUUGGUGCCAGGGUGAGAAAAAAUUACCGGACACUAGUACUGGGAAAGCGACCUGUACUUCAGACACCUCCAGUCAAACCAAAUCUGAAAUCAGCUAGAAGUCCUCGUCCUACAGGUAAAACUGAGACACAUGAAGGAACACUGGAUGAUUUUACAGUUAUAAACAGACGCAAAAAGGUAGCCAGCAAUGUAGCAUCAGCAGUGAAAAGGCCAUUUAAUUUCAUGGCAAAUUUUCCUUGUCCACCAUCACUCAUUAUUGGGAAGGAUGGGGAUUUGUGGCCAGCAUAUUCCUUAAACACCACUAAGGAUUCCCAACCUCCUCACAAGGCCCAUCCUAUAUGGAAAUGGCAGCUGGGCGGUUCUGCAAUACCUCUUCCACCUAGUCACAAAUUCAGGAAAUUUAAUUCAUAAAAGCGUUUUGGAAGAUAUUUUCUUGAACCAUAUUCCCUUCCUUUUGUUGUAAACUGCACAGGAUGCUUUGUACAAGUCCAUUAAUGUGUUACACCCCUUUUGGAGUCCUGGUUUAUCGCAUUUUGAAGACAGA
Messenger RNA from Balaenoptera ricei (Rice's whale), 3019 nucleotides. It is a transcript of the gene SKIDA1, whose product is annotated as SKI/DACH domain containing 1. Lineage: Eukaryota; Metazoa; Chordata; Mammalia; Artiodactyla; Balaenopteridae. The coding region runs from base 136 to 2886 and encodes 916 amino acids. The record is from RefSeq and is a predicted model, not a curated record. The transcript is spliced from 2 exons.